AUGGGCCGCUCUACAGGCGGCGUGACGGGCCAGUGGGAUGGCGAGGUGCGGCCCCUUGCUUCGCAGCGUCGGAGCCGGGGCACCACAAAAUGGGGCACCAGGAACCCUAAAAGCAUGGGGCAGGUGGAUUUCUUGAACGGCACGAGCAAGUCGUUUGGUCGGCAGAAGUCGGGCGUGGAGUUUGGCAACAAUAUGACCAAGAUUCUAGGGCAGGAAGAAGAUGGAUGGGUGUCCAGCAGCAGCCCGAGCGAUGAUGAGCUGGCAUAUGGCACCAGGCCUAGGAACACCAUCCCCAGAGCUACCUCCAUGCCUGCCCAGCCGGGGACCAUGGAUUUUGACAUGGAGAGCAGGCUGAUGGCCACUGUGGCUGGGACGACUGCGCCGUUCAUGUUUGAGAAGAGGAGGACGCGCAUUGACUGGAGGAAGCUGCAUGGAAUCGAUGUUGAUAGGGUCAUCAGGGAGGCAGAUAUCGACACUCUCGAGUCUAUCCUCGACACCAUUGCAUUUGGGGACAUUGAGGCAGAAGACACCCGGAACUUCACAGAGUUCAACUUUGUCAAGAUCUUCCGGCUCUCUCAGCUCAUGGUUGAGUACUUGCUCCAUGUCCAGGAGACGCUGGCCUCGCACAAGAGUCAGCUGGUGGUGGCUGGGGCCACUGUCCAGAGAAAGACACAGAAGCUGCACAGCACUGUGUCGUGGCACAGAGAUGCGCUGGCAGCCACGCGGCGAGAUCUGAAGCAGGCCAAGAAGACAUUGUCCACCUACGAGAUCCUGCUCCGCCUGCAUGGCCAUGGGCAGGGCCCCGCCCCCUCCAGCCAGCAGACCCACAAGUGCCCCACCUGCGACAAGCUCUUUGAGUCUGCCUACUACCUGGACCUGCACAUGGCGCGCAGGCAUCCCCGCCCGCCAGAGGAAGACCCGAAGGCCAUCCUGGCAGCCGCGGUCGCAAAAGCAGAGGAGAUGACCACCAUCAAGGUCCGGGCCGAGACGACGGCCCAGCUGCAGGCAGAGUUCCAGGAGGUGCUAGCGCGCACGAGAACAGACUUUGAGAGGGCGGAGCAAGCAGCCAACACCAAGGUGGUGUCCCUCCAAGCCGUGCUCGCGAGCCGCGAGCGCGAGAUGGAGGACCUCCGCGCACGCAUCGAGGAGCUGCAGCGCGCGGCGGCGCGGCGCACGGGCGCGGGCGCGCGCCUCGAAGAGGACGACCCCGAGGCGGCGCACGCGGCCGGCCUGCGCGUCCGCGAGCUGGAAGGGAAGGUGGCCGUGCUGGAGCAGCGGCACCGGCUGAUCAGCGAGGAGAAGGAACAGCUCACCAUGCAGCUGGAGGCGGCCAAGGCGGAGGUGAUGUCACUGAAGGCGGAGCGGCGGCGUCUGACCAACGAGCUGGAGGAUGCGCGGAACCAAGUCGACGACCUGGAGCGUCAGAAGAAGAAGCUCGCCAGCGAGCUGGCAAGGGCGAAGAAGUCGCGGCACCCCACGGGUGAGAAGGUGAAGGUGAUGGUCGCCAAGCUGGAGGAGUCGUCCCGAGAGGAUCGUGACGCGGAUCGCCGCCGAUCCGAGGAAGACAGAAGACGGCGGCAGGCCCAGAAGGAGCGCGACGACGCCGCCGCGCGCCGGCGAUCCGAGGAUGAGAGGAGGCGACGAGAGCAGGAGCUGGAAGAGCGGAACGCGGCUGCUCGGAAGAAGACGGAAGAGGAGGACGCGGAGGAGGCGCGGCAGAGGGCGGCCGCCGCGGCGGCGGCCGCGCUGCAGGACCUGGGCGACGAGACGCCCUGGCUGUCCGUGGCGGACAAGGAGAAGUGGCUGCGGGAACACCCGUACGCGCCGGUGCCAGAAAAGCCCAUGGCGUUGGCCAAGCAUCCCCACGACCCGAUGCUGUUCCCGGACACCCGGACGGACAUCACGCAGCACUUUGACGAAGCGCUGGCGGAAGAGCUGCGCAAGUUCGGCAUCACUGCGGGGACCAAGGGCAUGAGUGACGAGGCAUAUGCCGAGGCGACGGCCAUCCUGGAGCAGCGGCGGACUGUGCGCCUGGCGGAGGCGCCGGCGGCAGAGCGGAAGCAGAUGGAGUACGAGCGAGGGACCAUUCAGUGGCACAUCGAGAGAGCGGUUCACGCGCGCGACGAGGCUGCCGUGGAGCGGCGGCUGCGCAGCAGUUUGAACGAGGAGGACGAGCCGGAGGAGCUCACCUUCGAGGAAGCCACCGGAGGAACCCGGGGGGGGGCCAACCGGGGGAACGAAUACCGGGAGGCCUCCAGCGCGGUGGUGAAGCACGUGAUCGGCAACCCAGCGAGCCUGCGCUCCAGCCUGCGGACGGACUACACCGCAUCCGAAGUGUCCGCCGGAAGCGAGCCGGACGCUUCGCCGGACGGAAGACGCCCCAAGAAUAUGGAGCAUGACAAGCGAGCCAAAUCGGAGGCCAGCGCUUCGGACAGCUCGGCAUCGGAUGACGUCAGCAUGGACAGCGACAUCAGCGUGCACGAUGACGUGGCGUCCGAGGAGGCGUCCGAGGAGAUGUCCGAGCCGGAGGUGUAUAGCAAGCCCAGCAGCCGGCGCAGCAGUCGGCGGCCGUCCAAUACGAACUCGGACAAGACACGUGGCGCUCGAGAGGAGGAGGCACGUGGCAAGAAGGAGGAGGGCGGAGCCUGGGCCACAGCGAAACCGGCGACCGUCAGUCGGGUGGAAACGCGAAACUAUGAGGAGAGCGACGAGGAGCGGUCGCCGACAGUGCAGGAGAAGGGGGUGAGUUCCGUCGAGGUGAAGCGGAAGGAAGUGGUUCUGAACGCAGCGGAAGGACGCGUGGCGGACUCGGAGGCGGUCCACGUGGUGCAGCUGGUCCCCAGCCGCAAGGCGCAGGAGCCGGUGCCGCCCCCGGUACAGACCGUCAAGAUAGGGGCCGCGUUCUCGGACGGGAACCGGGGCGGGGCGCUGGAGUCGAGGAGAGCGUUGUCGCCGCUGAGGCCGAGCAGCGCCAAGGGCAGCCUGGGGGGAAGGCCCAGAACGGAGGGCGCACACUUCAGAGGUUCAGAGUUGGAGAGCUUGGAGAGCAUGACGUCCGUGUAUACGUCUGAUGAGGAAGCCACCUCAAGGCUGCAAGGUUCGUCUGGCCGCUAUGAAAGCCCCGCCGGCAGUGGGCCCGCCAAAAGCUCGACAGGCGCGACGUCGAAAGAGCAGAAGCCUGUCACGAAGACGGCGCCGAGAGACUACUUGGACGACUUCGAAACGGACGACAUCGAAGAGAUAAAUAUCUGAUUUGACAACUAUGUUUCAGAAAUUAGUCGAUGCGUCAAGUUGACUGGACAGAACAUUCUCGUUGAAAGGCAUGCAAUAGGUAUCCAACAGGACCAGAACGGUUAGAGGCAGACGGAGCAUGAUUCUCUUAAGACCAUGCCAAGCUUAUGAGAGUGGCCGGAUGUGAAAGGUCUACCCGGAGCUCUUGAACAGUGACCCUAGGAU
Messenger RNA from Klebsormidium nitens, 3456 nucleotides. Lineage: Eukaryota; Viridiplantae; Streptophyta; Klebsormidiophyceae; Klebsormidiales; Klebsormidiaceae. The record is from the annotation of a GenBank genome assembly.